This is a messenger RNA of Quercus robur (English oak), 1893 nucleotides long. RefSeq names its product probable plastidic glucose transporter 1. Gene Ontology annotation, molecular function: hexose transmembrane transporter activity. Gene Ontology annotation, cellular component: membrane. The coding region runs from base 92 to 1690 and encodes 532 amino acids. Gene Ontology annotation, biological process: monosaccharide transmembrane transport. The record is from RefSeq and is a predicted model, not a curated record. The transcript is spliced from 12 exons. NCBI's taxonomy places the organism in Eukaryota, Viridiplantae, Streptophyta, Magnoliopsida, Fagales, Fagaceae.
CCUCCCACGUGGAUACAAUGAACAUUUCCAACUCCCCUGAAAAAAAAAAACACACACUUGCACGCGACAGACUCUCUCUCUCUCUGUUCCGAUGUGGGUAAAUACCGUUCAUUACGAACUGGUUCGUCCGGUUCCGGCGACCCUAACCAGUCCCCGAAACCCGAAUCUCCUCGUUUCUUUUCCGAAACCGAAAACGUUUCGUUUUCUUAGGCUUGUUAAGUUCAAAGCUUUGGCGGCAAAGAAGCAGCAGCUCACUAAGUUAGAAACUCGGAAGCCAGAGAGUGAAAACUUCACUGUGAGCGCAAAGAAUGGUGAUGAAGUUGCUGAUUAUGGAUGGCUACCUGCUUUUCCUCACGUCUUGAUUGCUUCUCUGUCCAAUUUUCUAUUUGGGUAUCAUAUUGGAGUACUGAAUGGUCCUAUUGUUUCUAUUGCACGAGAACUUGGUUUUGAAGGAAAUUCAAUACUCGAGGGACUUGUGGUUAGCAUUUUUAUUGUUGGUGCAUUUGUUGGAAGCAUAAGCUCUGGCUCAUUGGUUGAUAGACUUGGUUGUCGGCGUACAUUCCAAAUUGUCACAAUACCCUUGAUUCUUGGCGCUAUAUUAAGUGCACAAGCUCACUCCUUGGAUGAAGUACUUUUGGGAAGAUUUCUUGUUGGCCUUGGUAUAGGUGUGAAUACGGUUCUUGUUCCGAUUUAUAUAUCUGAGGUUUCCCCAACGAAAUAUAGAGGAUCACUGGGAACCUUGAGUCAGAUCGGCUCCUGUCUUGGCAUUAUUACGUCACUUUGUGUGGGAAUUCCCUCUGACAAUGAUCCACAUUGGUGGAGGACAAUACUCUACAUUGCAAGUAUCCCUGGAUUUAUCAUUACGAUUGGUAUGCAGUUUGCUGUAGACAGCCCCCGCUGGCUUUGUAAAGCUGGGAGAUUGGAUGAUGCUAAAGCAGUUGUCAAUAACCUUUGGGGAGCAUCUGAAGUUGAAAAGGCAAUUGAAGAAUUUCAGACAGUCAGCAAGAAUGAUGGAAGUGAUUUGAACAGCAGAUGGCUUGAACUCCUAGAAGAGCCACACUCUAGAGUUGCAUUCCUUGGAGGCACCCUUUUUGUACUUCAACAGUUUGCUGGUAUAAAUGGGGUUCUUUAUUUUUCAUCAUUGACCUUUCAAAAUGUUGGAGUUACAAGUGGUGCUUUAGCAAGCUUGGUUGUUGGACUUACCAACCUUGCAGGUUCACUUUGUGCUUUGUAUUUAAUGGAUAAGCAAGGAAGAAAAAAGCUCUUGAUAGGAAGCUACUUAGGAAUGGCAGUUUCGAUGUUUCUUGUAGUCUACGCAAUCAGUUUUCCUUUAGAUGAACAACUCAGUCACAACUUAUCAAUACUAGGAACUGUACUGUACAUUUUUACCUUUGCAACUGGAGCUGGCCCAGUAACAGGUCUCAUUAUACCAGAGCUCAGCAGCACCAGGAUGCGUGGAAAGAUAAUGGGAUUCAGUUUCACAGCUCAUUGGGUUUGCAAUUUCUUGGUGGGGCUUUUUUUCCUUGACUUAGUUGAGAAAUUUGGAGUUUCUCCAGUUUAUGCUAGCUUUGGCGGAGUUUCCUUGGUGGCAGCAAUAUUUGUCAAUUACUUCAUAGUUGAAACUAAAGGGCGCUCUCUGGAGGAAAUAGAAAUGUCACUGAAUCCCAAUAUCCAGGCCAGAGACAAGUGACCACAUACAUUCUGAUCCAAAAGAUAAGUGUCAUGCUCAACUGCAGAGAUGGUUUUGCUUCACAGAACACUGGUAUUUUGUGAUGAAGAUUUUCAGCUGGCAAUCCUCCAUGUUGCAGUCUCUAGACUGCAUGUAAGCAAAUUUCGAUGAUUUUUUUUUUUUUUCCUUUAAAUAUUUAGUGAAUGGAAGAUUUUUUUUUUUUU